AUGUGGAAUCGCGAGGUAGGUUCAUCAAUGUCAGUUGAUAACGUUGUAAAGGUUGCAAAUAUAUCACCUCGUGUAACAGAACCAAUAUUAAAAAAAUUAUUUGAAUUCUUGGGUGAAGUAAGAAGCAUAAAUCUGUACAAUAGUCCUCACGGCGAUGGUGUGCAAGAAUGCAUGAUAGAGUUUAGAGACACAGAUUCGGCCAUAACGGCCUUACAUUUAACUGGUGUGGAAAUUGGUGGUCGAUCAUUAAUGGUUUCGUCAACUGCUCUUAGCGUAAAUGUGAAUUCAUAUCAACAACCUCCGACUUUACCCCAACUGCUCCCACAAAAUAUAUCUCCACCUAGACAGCUUUCGACGAAACAGCCACAAUCAAUUCCUCCUAGACCCUUGGUACAACCUUUAGCUCUGUCGUUUUCGGCAACUUCUUUGGCCGCUAUAAGAGCAAAUCCUUCCAUUUCCCCAACUGUUGCACAAUUUGAUCCAGCUAAAGCAGAAGAAAUUUCGAGAACCGUGUAUAUCGGAAACAUUAACUCUUCGAUAUCGGAACCAGAGUUAACGCAAUUCUUUUCGGCAUGCGGUCCGGUUGCUUACGUGAAGAUGGCAGGGGAUCCCGCUCAACCAACAAGAUUUGCAUUCCUGGAGUUUGCAACUUUCGAAGGGGCUCAAGCCGCUAUGCAAAUGAAUGGCGUUAUGUUGGGUGAUCGACCACUAAAAGUAAAUCAUUCAAAGAACGCGAUUAAUAAGACACCUAAAAAAACUGAUUCCACUGAUGUUCAAGCUACUAUGCGUCGAGUAAGAGAAGCACAAUUAAGAAUUGCAAAUCGAUUGAACACCGAUGGGCCGACAGCAGAUAAUUCCCCGACAUCUAUGAAUGAUGUUGAAAUGAUGGAUGCUAAUAACUCGCCGGCUGCCGAUGCAACCGUUCCUCGUAGUCGUUCAAAAUCUGUUAGGCGCAGUAGAACUAGAUCUAGAACAAGGAGCCGAAGCAGGCCUAGAAGACGUAGGUCAAGGUCUAGAGAAAGGGAUUAUCAUUAUCGCAGACGAUCCCGUUCAAGAGAUCGUGAUAGAGGCGACCGAUACAGAGAAAGAGAUCGCGACAGAGAUAGAGAAAGAGAACGCGAUCGUGAACGAGACAACAGAGAACGUGAUAGGGACCGAGAUCGUGAACGGGAUAGAGAUAGAACGGAUCGUGAUAAAGAACGUGAUCGUGAUAAAGAAAGGGAUAGAGAACGAGAUAGGGACAGAAUUCAGGAUCGUGAGAAAGAACGAGAUAAAGAAAAGGAUCGAGAUAAAGAAAAAGAUAGAGAAAAGGAUAGAGAAAAGGAUCGUGAUAAAGAAAAGGAUAGAGAAAAGGAUCGUGAUAAAGACAAAGAUAGAGAAAAGGAUCGUGAUAAAGAAAAAGAUCGUGAAAGGGAUCGUGAUAAAGAAAAAGAUAGAGAAAAAGAUCGUGUUAAGGAGAAAGAUAGGGAGAGAGAUCGUGAUAAGGAGAAAGAUAGGGAGAGAGAUAAAGAUAAAACGAAAGAUAACGAAAGGGAUAAAGAUAAAGGAGAGGGACCGGGAGAAGGAGAGAGAGAGGGACAGGGAUAG
Messenger RNA from Acaulospora morrowiae, 1587 nucleotides. NCBI's taxonomy places the organism in Eukaryota, Fungi, Glomeromycota, Glomeromycetes, Diversisporales, Acaulosporaceae. The record is from the annotation of a GenBank genome assembly.